This is a messenger RNA of Apaloderma vittatum (bar-tailed trogon), 1041 nucleotides long. It is a transcript of the gene METTL15, whose product is annotated as methyltransferase like 15. Gene Ontology annotation, biological process: rRNA base methylation. Bases 1 to 1041 code for a protein of 346 amino acids. Gene Ontology annotation, molecular function: rRNA (cytosine-N4-)-methyltransferase activity. The transcript is spliced from 5 exons. NCBI's taxonomy places the organism in Eukaryota, Metazoa, Chordata, Aves, Trogoniformes, Trogonidae. The record is from RefSeq and is a predicted model, not a curated record.
AUGGCAAUAGCUGUGCUAGCAGCUUGUCUCCGUGGGACUGGCCUCCUGUUCUGUUCGAGUGGCAUCGCAGCUGCCUGCCUCACCUUCCAGCGUUUCCUUGACAUGACAUUUGGAGCCGGAGGUCACACUGCAGCUCUCCUAGAGAAAGCCAGCGACAUUACCGUGUAUGCACUAGACAGGGAUCCCACAGCUUAUAAAAUAGCUCAGCGGCUUGCAGAAUCGUACCCGAAACAGAUUCAUGCUCUUCUAGGACAGUUUAGCCAGUCAGAGGCUUUAUUAAUCUCCUCUGGAGUUGAGCCAGGGACUCUAGACGGCGUUCUCUUGGAUGCUGGCUGCUCUUCUAUGCAACUUGAUACACCUGAAAGAGGUUUUUCCCUGCAGAAGGACGGACCUUUGGACAUGAGGAUGGAUAGUGACAGGUACCCUGACAUGCCCACUGCUGCUGAUGUUGUGAACGCUUUAGAUCAACAGGCGCUUGCGUCCAUCCUGAGAACAUACGGCGAGGAGAGGCACGCCAAGAAAAUCGCUUCAGCCAUCGUUCAGGCACGCAGCAUAUACCCCAUCACUAGAACUCAGCAGCUUGCAAGCAUUGUUGCAGGUGCUUUUCCAGCAUCGACACUGUAUGCAAGGAAAGACUUGCUUCAGAGACCUGCUCACAUUGCUACCAAAACUUUCCAAGGCCUGCGAAUAUUUGUAAAUGAUGAGCUCCAUGAACUCUUUAUAGGGCUGAAGACAGCUGAGAAGUUUCUAAAACCUGGAGGACGCCUUGUAGCCCUCUCCUUUCAUUCACUAGAAGAUCGCAUUAUCAAACGUUUUCUUCAUGGAAUAGACAUGACAGAAAAGCACAAUCUUGGCUCAAGGCAGAAGAUAAGACAGGCUCUGAAAAACUGCUCCAGAGAAGAUACACAAGAAUCUCCCCAUGGAAAAUCCAACUCAAAGUGGGUUUUUAUACAAAAAAAAGUUCUCACACCUCAGGCGCAGGAUAUUCAAACAAACCCAAGAGGAAGGUCAGCCAAACUGAGAGCUGCUAUUAAACUCUAA